GGUUGGUGGGUCAACGACUGAAGUGUCUCUUCUGCUGCUACUCUCCUCUAGACCACCCAGAUCCGGUCACAGUCGUCACUCGGCCAUCUCUACUGGACCUUGAGCAUCCGGACAUUGGAUCGAUUCAUUGUUGGAGCUGUAGGCCGUUGGUCUCAUGGGCAAGUUACGUCGGGGUCAGAUAUAUCAGUCAAUCUUGCGGAGCAUUGUCGAUACUAACCACCCGGGCCUCCCAACUACGGCUCCCGUAGCUGCGCCAGCGGGGUCACCGAUCAAUGUUGAAGAGGGCACCUCCAUCACAAAUCAUCUUGUAAGCAUACUGCCUGAUCAGAGCUCAAGACCACACGACAUACCAUUGCAACAUCUAAAAGACAUCACAGGUAACUUCUCCGACGAACGAAUACUUGGCAAGGGUGGUUCUGGCGUGGUAUACAAGGGAGUGUUGCCAAAUGGAGAAAUAAUUGCUGUGAAGAAGAUCGUCUCAUCGUUAAUGCCAGGCCUACAGAAGCAAUUUGAGAGCGAGGUGUACCAUCGUAUGAUGCUUAAUCACACCAAUAUAGUGCGAUGUGUAGGCUACUGCUACGAAAUAAAGAAUGCGUGUUUAGAGUACAAUGGGAAAUACGUUUUUGCAGAGAUGGCUGAAAGGUUACUUUGCUUGGAGUAUAUGCCCAAUGGAAGUCUAGAUAGGUAUAUAUCAGAUGAAUCUUCUGGACUUGAUUGGAGCACACGCUAUAAAAUAAUUGAGGGGAUCUGCUAUGGUUUGCGUCACCUUCAUGAGGAAAAUGGUAAACCUAUAAUUCACUUGGACCUUAAGCCCGCUAACAUAUUGCUCGAUGAUGGUAUGGUACCAAAAAUCACAGACUUCGGUCUGUCAAGACUACUUGAUCAACAGCAAACUAUUUGUACUACAUCUCGUGAUGGAACAUUUGGUUACAUGGCACCAGAGUUUCUGCGUGGAGGCACAAUUACACCCAAGUCAGACAUAUUCAGUUUGGGUGUAAUAAUGAUGGAGAUAAUAACAGGGCACAGGGACUACCCAUAUGUUGCUGGAACAUCUUCAGAUGAUUUUGUCAAGCUUAUACUUGGAAAAUGGAAAAACGAGUUGAAGAGAUCACCACGAUAUGGAUCCGUGAAAACAAAUUGUGAACAAAUAAAACGAUGCGUCGAGGUAGGUUUGAUCUGCGUGAACCCUGACGGCACGAGAAGGCCUCAGAUAGCGAAAGUUAUCAACAUGCUUCAAGGAUUGGAAGGUAUCGAUUGUCACAUUAGCAAUGAGGAGGCAACCUAGUCGGCGGGCCAGGUCUGAUCACUUAAUUGUAGCUGUAAGGGACAUUGAGCUUGUAUUUGCAGGCUCUUCUGUUUUUUAGGAAGUACCAUCAGUAAUCACAGACCUGAAAAAAGUACAAGGAACUGGGUUUUUUUUCAAUGUCUGUGUGCAGCUAGUAUCCGAGGAGCUUGCAUUUCUCUGCAAUGCAGCGCAUCGGGUCACUGCAUCGACCCUGAUGACCCAUGUAAUAAGAGACCGUGGAUGCAGAUCGUCUGAGGCCAGAUGGCUGGAGAAUGGGACCGACCUAUCAUCCUGAAGGAGACGUUGGUGUGGCUGGAGCUCGAUCGGGUUCUUCGCGUACAACUGAUUUAUUUUGUUGGUGUAUGUUUGCACCUUGAAGUGUCCCUCAUCGGCCUGCAAUGCUUCAAUGACAUAGUCUGCGAACCGUUUGCCUUUUGUUUGAUGAUGCAUCCGUUGUUAAACUUGAAUAUAAUGCAAGAUGUGGAGCCGUGUUUGCCUGCCUGC
Molecule: messenger RNA, 1789 nt
Organism: Lolium perenne
Lineage: Eukaryota; Viridiplantae; Streptophyta; Magnoliopsida; Poales; Poaceae
Product: cysteine-rich receptor-like protein kinase 10
Biological process (GO): protein phosphorylation
Molecular function (GO): protein kinase activity; ATP binding
Source: RefSeq, a predicted model, not a curated record